GACUGAGGCUUGUCAGUGUGUCACAUUGCACACAGGCAGAUAUUCCCCAAGACGCAGCUGCGGCACAUAAAGCUUCCAAUACUUCAGGAUGGCUGUGAAGCUGCUCCGCCUCUGCCUGCUGCUGGUGCUGCUGUGUUACAGCCGGGCCGAACAGCAAACCUGCCUCACAUCGGCCUCCAACUGCGACAAGUGCAUCCAGUCUGGCCCCCAGUGUGCCUGGUGCAACAAUCCUUACUCUGACAUCCACUGUAAUACCCUGAGGGAGCUCCUGAGUGCAGGCUGUCAUAAACAUCAUGUGUUUAACCCUCAGGGUGGGGUGCUGGUGGUCAAGAAUGACAGCAGCACCGAGCCAGAGAAUGCAAAGGCGAUGUUCCUCCAGCCGCAGGAGGUUUCCCUCCAUUUGAGGCCGGGUGUGAGCCAGUCCUUCCCUAUCACUAUCACCAUCCCUACAGACCAGCAGCCAAUCACAGAGCUGAACAUGGACACCAGCCCUGUGCCAGCGGGAGUCAACAUCACGUUCAGUAGCAUCACGGGUGGAAACCGUCUGGUCGUACAGGUGAAUGCUGAGGCUGCCUGGUGUCUCAGUGAGAGUGAUGACUCGAACCAGAUGCAGAACAGGACUGGGCCCUGGUCUGUUUACAUCACACCCAGAGGCUUUUCACUGAGUGUGAAGUUGGAGAUAGCGCCGGCGUGUAAAUGCGACUGCAUGAAUGACCGUGAGGAAAACAGCCCCAGCUGCAGUGGCCACGGGGCUCUGGUGUGUGCCCAGUGUGAGUGCUACAAGCCUUACGUUGGACAACAGUGCCAGAGGAAGGCCGGUUCAUUUUUUUCACCGAAUGAAGACCUCUGUCGCUCAGGCCCGGAUGCCCCUGUGUGCAGCGGUAGAGGGAGGUGCGUGGAGGGCUUCUGCGAGUGUGAGAAACGAGUAAAUCCAAAAGAAAUGUACAGCGGAGCCUUCUGCCAGUGCAGCAACUUUGACUGUCUGUACCACAACAACAGCAUAUGCGGAGGCAAUGGGAGGUGUGAGUGUGGAGAAUGCGUCUGUGAUAAAGACUGGACUGGUGAAGACUGCAGCUGCACCAUGGAAACUGCUUCCUGUAUGGCAAACAACCAGCAGCUGUGUAACGGCAGAGGGACGUGUUGGUGUGGAGCAUGUGUAUGUCAUUCAGAAUAUUCAGGCCCGACCUGUGAGGACUGCAUUCGUUGUUCGAGCUCAUGUGUGAACCACGUGGAGUGUGUGGAGUGUCUGUCGUUUGGGACAGGACCGAAGAAGGACAGAUGUGACCAGGAGUGUGGCUACCUCAACGUGACUUUGGUGGAGAGCCCAGAUGAUUUGCCUCAACAUGAAGAAGUUGAUGUAUUCUGUAGAAUGAGAACCUAUGAAGGCUAUUGCAUCUUUUACUACACCCUCUCCAGAACACCCUCCGGAAGAGAUUCGAUCGUGGUGCGACCUAAAGGAUGUUCUCGCAAAUAAAUCCAGUUUCUUCAGUGACUUUCAUGUAACUAAUGCUCCCAGUCUGCUUCAUGCAUUGAGUUUAAGUUUACUGAACAUUCACUUCUAAUGCUUUUUUUUAAACCCCCAAAAGGGCCUUGAAAGUCUAUAAAUCAUGAUUUUACGUUUUCCUCUUGGCGGCAUGUCUUAUUUACCAAGAGGCUGGUUCAAAAUGGAGAUGUAAUAAGUGCUGCAAAACCCGAAAAACUUAUUCAAGUGUUAUGAAGAACUAUAAGCAUGUUUGUGGCCAUGAAAGAAAAGCUGUUAUUAUAAUUAAUGGUUUAGACUUGUGGUCACAAAAUGUUUCCUAAUCAACAGACAGAUCAGAGAGCAUACCUCCAUUCGUAUGAUAAUGCAGUUGUUUCUCGCAGUGAGGCUGGUGCUGUGCUGAAAGCGAAGGUCUCGGGCCUGAAGACUUAGCUCCUGGCACAGCUCUGUUUUCUUCUUCUCUGAGAGGGAAAAAUAAUCACACCGGUAAGAGGAGCAGAGGCACAGUACAUCAUAGAGGGCAUCCUAUUACAUAUAUUUUUAACUUCAUCUGUAAUGGGACACUAACAACAGGUUAUAACAUAUCUUAUUUACUGCUUUCAGCAUUUUCUUCAUGAACAGCAAUCAUCAGUCUCCACAACAACCAUGAUGUUGUUCCUCUAAUUAGAAAGGGGCAGGCAACCAAAAAUGAAGCAGAUUCAUUUUCCAAAACUUACCAAAUGAUGUUACA
Molecule: messenger RNA, 2210 nt
Organism: Chelmon rostratus (copperband butterflyfish)
Lineage: Eukaryota; Metazoa; Chordata; Actinopteri; Chaetodontiformes; Chaetodontidae
Product: integrin beta-1-like
Exons: 7
Coding region: 89-1474 (461 amino acids)
Biological process (GO): cell migration; cell adhesion mediated by integrin; cell-matrix adhesion
Cellular component (GO): cell surface; focal adhesion; integrin complex
Molecular function (GO): integrin binding
Source: RefSeq, a predicted model, not a curated record